Trifolium pratense (red clover) is the source of this 1701-nucleotide messenger RNA. RefSeq names its product amino acid transporter AVT6A-like. The record is from RefSeq and is a predicted model, not a curated record. NCBI's taxonomy places the organism in Eukaryota, Viridiplantae, Streptophyta, Magnoliopsida, Fabales, Fabaceae. Gene Ontology annotation, biological process: amino acid transmembrane transport. The transcript has 5 exons. Gene Ontology annotation, molecular function: amino acid transmembrane transporter activity. The coding region runs from base 297 to 1667 and encodes 456 amino acids.
GUUAAAAAAAUAUAAAAUAAAAGUCUUCACUCAAAAUAUUAUCAAAGUCCAAAACUAAUAAUCUUCUAAUUAAGAGAAAAAUUGCCAGAAAAAUAAAAUUUUUACAACAAAACCAAAAUUUCAACAAAAAAAACGGGUGGAAAAGUGGUAUUAACAAUUAACCGUUAUUUUUCUUCUUUAUUUUGACUAAUGGUAUUAACCGUUUAUUAUUUCGUCGUUUUUGAAACACUCUCCAAUCUUCCUUCCUUUCCCAUUUCCAUUCUACCGAUCCACCACACGGUGACGAAAAGACAACAAUGUCCCUACCUUUUACAGAUCGGAACCGUCGCCGCAACGCCAAACCACAUCAAAAUCCAGUUCCCGAUGCAAAACGCGAUGACGUGGAAGGUGGAUUCGACGGUUCAUCAUUCACCGGUGCCGUAUUCAACCUUUCAACCACAAUUAUCGGUGCCGGAAUCAUGGCUCUUCCUGCUGCCGUCAAACAACUCGGAUUGAUUCCUGGCUCAAUUAUGAUUAUUCUCUGUGCUAUUUUAACAGAAUUUUCAAUUGUUACGCUCUUGAAAUUCACACGUGUGUCUAAAACGUCGACGUAUUCUGGUGUUGUGAGGGAUGCUUUUGGUCGCAUUGGUCGAUUUCUUUUGUUGAUUUCUAUUAUCUUCAACAAUAUGGGAAUGCUUAUUGCCUACAUGGUCAUUAUCGGUGAUGUGUUUUCGGGAACGUGGUCGGAAGGAGUCCACUUUACAGGAGUUCUAGAAGAAUGGUUUGGUCAGCGUUGGUGGUCAACGCGUCCUAUCUUAUUGUUGCUCACAACGAUUUUUGUUUUUGCGCCUCUCACAUCCUUCAGACGUGUAGAUUCACUGAGAUACACAUCAGCAUUAUCAGUGGCAUUGGCUAUUGUUUUUGUGGUGAUAACAGCAGGUGUUGCAAUUGUUAAGUUUGUUGAUGGAAGCAUUGGGGUGCCAAACUUAAUGCCCAAAGUCACUAGCCAAGAAUCCUUUUGGAAACUCUUCACUACCGUCCCUAUUUUAGUCACUGCAUAUAUCUGUCAUCAUAAUGUGCAUCCUAUAGAGAAUGAACUUAAAGAUCCAUCCCAUAUGAAUGCAAUAGUUCAGACAUCACUUUUACUAUGCGGAUCUGUGUACAUAGCGACAAGUAUUUUUGGAAUUUUAUUAUUUGGAGACAACAUACAAGAUGAUGUACUUGCAAAUUUUGAUGGAGAUCUUGGAGUUCCUUAUGGUACAUUUCUUAAUGAUGUAGUUAGAGUGAGUUAUGGAAUUCACCUAAUCUUAGUGUUCCCAAUUGUGUUUUUCUCCCUUAGACUCAACCUAGAUGGUCUUUUGUUUCCACAUGCCAUUCCUCUUGCAUUUGACAACAAGAGAUUUUGUUUUGUGAGCAUAAUUCUCAUGGCUUUUGUUUUUGUUGGAGCAAAUUAUGUUCCUAGUAUUUGGUAUGCCUUCCAAUUCACAGGUGCUACGACUACCAUUGCUGUUGGUUACAUUUUUCCAGCUGCCAUUGCUCUUAAGGACAAUCGUGGGGUUGCAACAAAAAAAGACAAGUUGUUAUCUUUGUUAAUUAUAGUUUUGGCUGUCUCAUGUAGCACUUUAGCCAUCUUUAGUGACUUGUAUUAUAGCACUUUCAGUAAAAAAACAACAUUACAUGAAGCUUAAAUAUUAUCAGGAUUGAUGUGAUAGAUUAUUUUAU